UUUAUUUAUUUAUUAAUAUAUCUAAAGUGAAAUUCUGUGUGCUCAUCAAUGGCGGAAGAAGCCGGUUCAUCUUCGUCCACUUCCAACCAACUGCCACUAAUAAUCGAAAUCGAAGAUGAAGUUGAGGAAGAACUCUUAUACGGCGCCGGAUCGGGAUGGGUCCAGGCUCUUACUUCUUGCGAUCAUCUCGCUUCCUUAUCUUCCGACCUCGCUCACAUUCCGCCCCCUCAGACUCCCUGUAGCCAAUGCCAGAAUCCCAAGGAGAACUGGCUGUGUUUAUGCUGUAAGGAUGUCUUUUGUAGCCGUUUUGUGAAUAAGCACAUGCUUCAACAUUAUGAGCAAUCAACUCAUUGCCUUGCACUCAGCUACAGUGAUUUGUCAGUUUGGUGUUUCUCCUGCGAUGCAUAUUUGGAUGCACAAGUGAUUCAGGAAUUACGACCAGUACACGAAGUUGCCUACAUACUGAAAUUUGGCGAGGUCCCACCCUUUCGAUAGUAUUAAUUAUCCUGCACUGGGGGAACUGAAAUAUCUGAUUAUUAGUGUUAUAACUUUUCUAGUCUCUCCAUAUUAGGUGUUUUGAUUUCUUGGUUUGUACAUUUCGAGCAAAUGGCUUAUGAUCUGCACAUGAAUUGGGUUGGGUUGUCAUGUUCACGGUAAGUUGUUGGUUCACUUUACAGAAGUGAGGUAUAGAUUAGAAUCUCAUAUCUUGUUCAAGAAAAUCAUACGAAGCUUUUACUUGAAACUGAUGAACUUCUUGUUUCAAACCUUGAUGAUAACAUGAAUGAAAUUGGUUCCCCAUUUUUGUCA
Cucumis melo (muskmelon) is the source of this 807-nucleotide messenger RNA. RefSeq lists its product as uncharacterized. Gene Ontology annotation, molecular function: zinc ion binding. The transcript has 4 exons. Lineage: Eukaryota; Viridiplantae; Streptophyta; Magnoliopsida; Cucurbitales; Cucurbitaceae. Bases 49 to 495 code for a protein of 148 amino acids. The record is from RefSeq and is a predicted model, not a curated record.